Messenger RNA from Arctia plantaginis, 1035 nucleotides. NCBI's taxonomy places the organism in Eukaryota, Metazoa, Arthropoda, Insecta, Lepidoptera, Erebidae. The record is from the annotation of a GenBank genome assembly.
AUGGGAUACGGUGGUGUGGCGGUAAGCGCGAUUGCGCUGGUAACGUUCGUCGUUGCGGCACCUUCGGUAGGGGACAAUGCGCUGGAUGUUGGCGAACGGGUAGUUUUAGUUGCGCCGGUGCUCGCGCCCCCAAAGGAAUCGAGAACUCACUCGACGGACCGGUCGAGGCAGUUCCCAAUACUGGUACUCUUGGCACAGCCGAACCUGUCUGGGUAUGGUCGCCCUGAGCCCGAAGAAAGGUCCUUAAAAGGCAACCCGGAGCCCAUUUAUGUCAAGCGUCUUCAAGAUCAAGAAGAACUAGCAGAACAUAGAAGAGAAAAGCGCCAUUUGCUGACAAAGAAAUUGUUAGGUAUUGGCGGAGGUGGCCUUGCCUUCGGUGGCGGUUUUAGCCUCGGCGGGGGAGGGGGAGGUUAUGAGAAUUACGGAGGCGGUGGUAGAGACUUUGGCGGCGGUCACGGUGGGGGUUACGGCGGUGGUUACGGCGGAGGCUACGGAGGAGGUUACGGUGGCGGCUUCGGUGGAGGCGGAGGAAAUGGUGGUGGAUUGGGCGGAGGCCACGGUGGUUACAAUGAAGCCUAUGAAGAACCCUCAAAAACUAUAAUCGUUAAAGUGGUUAAACAGCAUGGUCAUGGCGGACACCACCACGGAGGUGGUUAUAAUGGAGGUGGAGGCUACAACGGAGGCGGAGGAUACAACGGAGGUGGAGGAUAUAAUGGAGGAGGAGGAUACGGCGGAGGCGGUGGAUAUGGCGGCGGCGGUGGAUAUGGCGGCGGCGGUGGAUAUGGCGGCGGUGGUGGUUACGGCGGCGGUGGUGGUUACGGCGGCGGCGGCAGCAGCGGCGGCGGAGGUGGUUACGGUGGAGGUGGAGGCGGAGGUGGAGGCGGAGGCUAUGGAGGAGGUGGUCAUGGGGGUGGCCCAAGUUACGGCGGCGGCGGAUGUGGUGGGGGUUGCGGUGGCAACUACGGUGGAAGCAGUGCUACUGCUACUGCAACUGCCACUGCAACGGCUCACGCGUCAUCAUAUGGUAAUAAGUAA